Messenger RNA from Salvelinus fontinalis (brook trout), 6239 nucleotides. RefSeq names its product histone-lysine N-methyltransferase EHMT1-like. Gene Ontology annotation, molecular function: p53 binding; protein-lysine N-methyltransferase activity; histone methyltransferase activity. Gene Ontology annotation, cellular component: nucleus. The record is from RefSeq and is a predicted model, not a curated record. The coding region runs from base 531 to 4295 and encodes 1254 amino acids. The transcript has 27 exons. Lineage: Eukaryota; Metazoa; Chordata; Actinopteri; Salmoniformes; Salmonidae.
CAAUGGUUGCCUGGGGGCUCAACUUAAAGAAAAAAGGACAGCAUUAUAACAAUCUCCAUUUUCAAGUAUCUUCAAAUGGAGCUUGCUCACAUGGAUCGUGUUGUCUAUCAAUGCCUGACUUCUGUCCUUUUUAAGUAUUCUCUGCAACCAGUUUGGGAAUUGAAUAUCCUUCAUUUGUCUCUUUGUUUUUAAGCGAAAACUCAUGAUGGACGAAUGGAAUAUUUAAUUGGCUAAUUAGGCUAAUCGAUGUAAUUGUGUCAACGUUCCACAGACUGGGCCAUGUCUUUUACCUGUAGACCAAAAAUGCUCUAGUAUCAAUCACGGGAACCAGAUCACCAGCAAGACUUGAUCAGCUGCCUAUAGCCUAGUAUGUGGCUAUUGCUAAGCCACAUUCCUGUGGUAAAGACUGAGGGACUAUCAUCUGAACGCUCCAUGUAGAGGGGCCUGAAAUCCACAUCCACCCCAGGAGCUCAGCUCAGCAGGGACAGCCCACAGGUCUGGCCAAAGGCAGAGUGGUUAAAGGGGAGUCCAUGGAGGAUGGGAUGGAGUCUCCUGGGGACCGAGUGGAGGACGGAGAUGCAUCGAGAGACGAGGACGUAGCUGCCAGACUGCGGUCCAGUCCCAGAGCAGAGGCAGAGCUAAAUGGGACCUAUGAGAGUGCAGAGUUGGGGAACAGACACAAGAACCCCACCCCCCUGGUCUCCCAGGCCAAUGGGUCACAGGCGGCUACAGAGAAUGGGAUGAGGGAGACGGACCUGCCUCACGGCUCCACCACCGGUAGUAACGGAUACAUCCUCAGCAAGCAGCAGCAGGAGGGGGGGUCUUCGACGGGCUCGACGGCUCCCCCACACAGGACUAGCUGGUUGCCCUCAGGCACCACCAUGAUUGGACACACCGCCAAAACUUUCCCGUCUUUGGCAGCCGGGUGUGGCCACAGUCUGGGCGCAAUAAGGACUGACAUCCAGCGUGCCGUGUCCCCGUCGGGACAGGGGACUUCAGACGCAGAGACUAAAAACGGCACGUCCGCUAGCGUCUCCCCCGCCCCCUCCCCACAGUCCAUCGCCAUACACCGAGCACGCAAAACCAUGUCCAUGCCAGCAUCCAACCAGACACUAAAGCUUCUAAACAGGAUAUUAACAGAACCAAAGGGUGCAGACGAGGAGAGUCAGAAUGGACCGGAGGAGGAGAAGUCCCAGCAGACGUCCCCCUCCCAGAACCAAUUACUUCUGAGCCAAAGCGACGUGCCGGCUGCAGCAACGGCCAAGUCCCAGACAGCAUCGAGGAAGAAGAAACGGAAGAUGGGAACAUACAGUCUGGUCCCCAGGAAGAAAACGAAAGUGCUGAGGCAGGGGACGGUGCUGCAGAUGUUUAGUCAACUUCAAUCAACUCAAAGUGCACAGUCUAAAGAGGUAUCACACGUGAAUGGGGAAAGGGUGGAGAACGAGUCAGAGGAGGAAGGGUGGGAGGAUGGAGAGGAGUGGGAGGAAGAGGUGGAGCAGGGUGGAGAGGAGGGUGUCCCCACAGCCCUGGAGAAGAGUCAAACAUCAGGCCCUGCCCUUCAGGGGGAGCUGGGAGAGGAGCCGGGAGAGGAGCCGGACUCUGAGGAAUCAGCUGAGGAGGAAGGGGAAGAAGAGGGGAAUGAGUCAGACUUGAGCUCGGAAUCCAGCGUGAAGAAGAGGUUGAAAAAUAAAUCAAAGGGAGACUACUUCUGGCUCCGGCCAUCCAGGAAAAGGAAAAGGAAGCCCAAGACUGAGGGACUCCCUUGCACAGGGCCCCAGGGCCAGGCAGGCCUCAGUAAGGACAACACAGAGGUUCCCCUCCACUCACUCAACCUUAAAGCCAAGGAAAUGCUGCUCUCCCCACAGCACACAGGAGUUUCUGGGGGUGUGGAGGAAGACAUGGUGCAUGAGCUACCCCUCUGCAGCUGUCGCAUGGAGACACCCAAGAGCCGGGAGAUCCUCACACUGGCCGACAGGAAAUGCAUGGCCACAGAGAGCAUUGACCGACAGCUAAGCAGAUGUCAGAGUGCGGUUCUAAAGCAUGAGAUGAUGCGUCCUUCAAACUCGGUGCAGCUGCUGGUGCUGUGUGAGGACCACCGGGCCGGCAUGGUCAAGCACCAGUGCUGCCCCGGCUGUGGCUUCUUCUGCAGGGCUGGGACCUUCAUGGAGUGCCAACUGGAUGUCAACAUCUCCCACCGUUUCCACCGGGCCUGUGCCUCGGUGCUGAAGGGCCAAACCUUCUGUCCACACUGUGGAGAGGAGGCCAGCAAGGCCAAGGAGGUCACCAUUGCCAAGGCCGACACCACCUCCACCAUGCCCGCCACACAUGCUGCACACGGCCCUGCCACCCCCGGGGCUACAGAGGGCAGGGCAGACACCACCACUGGGGGUCUAUCCUGUUUCUCUGUGGGAGGUGAUAUAAGUGGCCGAGCAGACAGCUCUCUCUCCAUCCCCCCUGGGCACACACUGGACACCUCCUUCCCUGGGGGCUCCAGAACCGGAGUAGUGCCUCCUGCGGUGGGGAUUGGGAUGGGCAUAGGAUUGGGCACCACCCCUAAAGAGACCUUGGAGAGCAUCCUGCUGGCAUUGGACACAGAGAAACCCAAGAAGCUGCGGUUUCACCCCAAGCAGCUGUUCAUCUCUGCCAAACAGGGCGAGCUACAGAAGGUCCUUCUCAUGCUGGUGGAUGGGAUGGACCCUAACUUUAAGAUGGAGAGCCAGAGCAGACGCACCCCCCUCCAUGUAGCAGCUGAAGCAGGCCACCAGGAGAUCUGUCACCUGCUGGUUCAGUCUGGUGCUAACCUGGACAUCUGUGAUGAGGACCAGCGCACACCCCUGAUGGAGGCCUGUGAGAACAACCACCUGGAGACAGUCCGCUACCUACUGAGUGCAGGAGCCAUCGCCAGCCACAAGGAUGUGGAGGGGUUCACGUGUCUCCACCUAGCUGCUAAGAUUGGCCAUUACAACAUCGUGGAGCAUCUCCUCUCCACAGGACUCAUAGACAUCAACUGUCAGGACGAUGGCGGUUGGACGGCCAUGAUCUGGGCAACGGAGUAUAAGCACCUAAACCAGGUGAAGCUGCUUCUCAAUAAAGGGGCUGACAUCAACAUCAGGGACAAGGAGGAGAACAUCUGUCUCCACUGGGCUGCAUUCUCUGGCAGUGUGGAGAUUGCUGAGCUCCUCCUAGAGGCCAAGUGUGAUCUCCAUGCUGUCAACAUCCAUGGAGACUCCCCUCUGCACAUCGCCGCGCGGGAGAACAGGCUUGAAUGUGUCACACUCUUGCUGUCUCGUGGGGUGGAUGUCAACUUGAAGAACCGUGAGGGGGAGACCCCGCCGGACUGCUGCAGCCGCAGCUCCAGGGUGUGGCUCACCCUUCAAACAAACAGGAAGAUUAGGGAGGCCAGGAGCAGCACCCAGGGGGAGAAGGUCCUCAACAGAGACAUAGCCCGGGGGUAUGAGAGAGUUCCAGUCCCCUGUGUCAACUCGGUGGAUAGUGAGCCCUGUCCGGACAACUAUAAAUACGUGCCAGACAACUGUGUCACCUCCCCCAUGAACAUAGACAAGAACAUCACACACUUACAGUACUGUGUGUGUAAAGACAACUGCUCCUCAAGCAGCUGCAUGUGUGGCCAGCUCAGCCUACGCUGUUGGUAUGACAAGAAUGGUCGUCUGCUCCCCGAGUUCUAUCGUGAGGAACCGCCCCUUAUCUUCGAGUGUAACCACGCCUGCUCCUGCUGGAGAACCUGUAAGAACCGUGUGGUGCAGAACGGACUGAGGGUCCGGCUCCAACUGUUCCGGACCAGUCAGAUGGGCUGGGGGGUCCGGACACUGCAGGAAAUUCCUCAGGGGACCUUUGUGUGCGAGUACGUUGGGGAGAUCAUCUCUGAUGCAGAGGCAGAUGUCAGGGAAAACGAUUCCUACCUGUUCAACCUGGAUAGCAAGGUGGGUGACAUAUACUGCAUAGAUGCCCGUUUCUAUGGCAACAUCAGCCGGUUCAUCAACCACAUGUGCGAGCCGAACCUAUUCUCCUGCCGGGUGUUCACGGCACACCAGGACCUGCGCUUCCCCCAUAUCGCCUUCUUCGCCUGCGAGACCAUCAAGGCUGGGGAAGAGCUAGGGUUUGACUACGGUGACAAUUUCUGGGACAUCAAGGGAAAGCACUUUAGCUGUGAGUGCGGCUCUCCCAAGUGCAAGCACUCUGCAGCGACCAUCGCUCUGCGCCAGGCAGACAGCUCGCCCCUGGACCAGCAGUCCAGCGCCCUCCCUGACACCAGCUCCUCCACCACCCCUUUCUGAGCCCCCUCUCCCACCCCCACAAAAAGGACUUCCAGACCAGUGGAGAUACGUCUCCAUCCCCAGUUGAAUCAUCACCUUCAGGCCUGUGGAGCUCAUCACUGAGACCUAAAAUCAACCCCACAGAAACCCACCUGCUUCAUGUCUCAACCAGCUCUAACAUCACCUCCUUACCAGCACAAACUCUGAACUUCUGCUGAAACUCACCCUCAGUGCAGGACAUAUUGGACAGGAAGCCAGUCUGUUUGAUUGACGUGUGUCCGACGCACUAUGAACAACUUUUAUGAGAAGGAAUAAAACACUACUAUGAGCCUGGCUCUUGUUUUGUUGUUUCCUAUUGUCAUUCUCAUACCGGCUUUGUGCUCAGUUCUGGGUAAUGGUGUUUCCUGGCCCUUGGUCGGAAUUAAGUUUGUACUAAGCAGCAAUGUAUAUCUAUCCAUGAAAAAUAUUUCCACUGUGCGAAAGGCAUUUGUAGCAUAGGAGUGCCCUUACCCUCUCACAUGAUACCAUAGAAAUUAGAAAUGUUCAUGCACAAUUUGAGACAUUUGAUGUAUUUACCUCAUGCUAUAGUUUGAUUGCAAAGGGGACAGAGGACUUAGGUCACAAUCAUGUAUGUUUUACUGGACUUCCCUUGAGCAUUUCUACAGGAAAAUAAUUGUCAGUGCUAGAUAUCAAUUAUGAAAACAAAUACUUUUGAAUUCACUUUAUAUUCAAAUCUAAUUUUAAAUCUGUUAUAUUCUGUUACAUUUAGUCAAGUGUAUUGUAUGCAGAAUCAGGUUAUGGAAAGACCUUUUGAUAAUGAUCAUGAGUACAAAAUUUGAAGGCAAUGAGAAUACUAACCAAUCAUCUCACUGUUCUGUUUAGAGGGGUGAAGUAAAGUUGACACUGUCCAGUGAAGGCAGUUGCAAUCUGCUUUGACCACAAAGGAGUGGCAGAUUUUCCGUCAGUUCUGGCAUGAAUUCCUCUUCAACACAAUGGUCCUUUUCUAUUAAAUACUUUUCUUCUGGAAACAGUAUGUGCGUAUAUGAAAGAUGUUGUGACAUCAAAUUGCCCAACUGUAAGGGUGUCAAGAUUGCAAAAGAGUUGAGGUGGGAGUUGACUAAGCUGUACAGUUAUGUACUAUACUGUACCUACAAAAUGAAAGCAGGUGAAUUUUUAUUUAUUUUUAUCUGCAGGAUUUUUAAGCAUGUUUAAGGCUGACACCUUGAAUAUUAAGUUUUAAAUACAUUUUACAUAAUUUUGGAUUGACUGCAUUGGGGUUGAAUGUUAAUGGGGUGAGAUGCAAGCAAAUUCUGCUGGCAAUAUUUUAUUUUCCUUUUGUUGAUUUUGCAUUGUAAAAUUAAGCAAAUAAUUUUUUUCUUUUUACAUUUAACUUCAGUGUUUGUAUCUGUAGUUUAGCCUGUUUCAAUUUUGUUACACCAUUUCAUGUUGAUGGAAACCUACACAUUAUUCCUAUGUAUUUAAUGUGGUUAGUACAGUAGUGACUCUUGUGCCCAUUUUCAAAGGUAUGAAUAUAAAAAGGUUAUACAAAAUUAUUUACUUUCUGUUACAUAUUUCUGGACCGUGAAACAUCCAUCUCAUUGGUUGUAUCUUUCUUUUUCAAUAAAUGUACUAAUGGAUAUGGCUGCCAGGUUUUAUUAACAGAGCAUAAUGAGUACGGUGGGCACACACUAGACAGGUUCCGGUGGAUGAGGAUUUUCGGAAAGAAGAUUUAAGAGGAAGCCUCUGAGAAACACCUGGAGACAGAAGCUUGAGGCAGAUAGUGCCUUCGGGAAAGUAUUCACACUGCUUCACUUUCCACAUUUUGUUGUGUUAGUCUGAAUUUAAAAUUGAUUAAAUUUAGAUUUUUUUUAUUCACUGGCCUACACCCAAUAUCCCAUGUCAGUGGAAUUAUGUUUUUAGAAAUGUUUACAAAUGAAUUAAAACUGAAAAGGUGAAAUAUCUUGA